Messenger RNA from Salvelinus sp. IW2-2015, 993 nucleotides. Its product is annotated as neuroendocrine protein 7B2. Gene Ontology annotation, molecular function: enzyme regulator activity. NCBI's taxonomy places the organism in Eukaryota, Metazoa, Chordata, Actinopteri, Salmoniformes, Salmonidae. The record is from RefSeq and is a predicted model, not a curated record. Gene Ontology annotation, cellular component: secretory granule. Gene Ontology annotation, biological process: regulation of hormone secretion; neuropeptide signaling pathway.
UACUUUGGGAGCCUGGCAACAGUGGUAGGCUAAUAAACUGUGGAGCAAGGACCGACUGCAUCCUCGUUCAGCAUUACAGGCUCUUGCUCCUCGCAUCCAGGAUACACGCCGACAUCAGAGAUGGCUUCGGCGGUCAGGUUGAGGAGAACAGUGCUGCUGAUUGUUCUGGUGUGUAUAGCGGGGUUGGCAUCGGCCCGGAGCCCCCGCACGGCGGACCAGGUAUCUGAGGCCGACAUUCAGCGUCUCCUACACGGAGUCAUGGAGCAGCUGGGCAUCGCUCGGCCCAGGGUCGAGUACCCUGCUCACCAGGCCACCAACAUCGUGGGGCCACAGAGCAUCCAAGGUGGAGCUCAUGAGGGACUGCAGCACCUGGGUCCCUAUGGAAACAUCCCCAACAUCGUAGCUGAGCUGACAGGGGACAACAUCCCUAAAGACUUCAGUGAGGACCAUGGAUACCCCGACCCUCCUAACCCAUGUCCAGUGGGAAAGACAGCCGCAGAUGGGUGUCUGGAAAACGCCCCGGACACAGCAGAGUUCAGCAGAGAGUUCCAGAAGCAUCAGCACCUGUUCGACCCCGAGCAUGACUACCCUGCUCUGGCUAAGUGGAACAAGGAACUGUUGUACCAGAAACUGAAGGGAGGAGCCAAAAGAAGAAAAAGGAGUGUCAAUAACCCCUACCUGAUGGGUCAGAGGCUGAACAAUGUGGUGGCCAAGAAGUCUGUUCCCCACUACCCAGAAGAGGACGAAGACUAUCGCACCACCACUGCAACAAAAACCACCACCUAAACACACUGUUGUUCUAACAUUACUGGCCACCAUGUUCACUUCACAUUAUCUCAAGUAGAUUUAAGCAAUAAGGCCUGAGGGGGUGUGAUAUCUGGCCAAUAUACCACGGCGAAGGGCUUUUCUUUUUGCAAGACACAACGUGGAGUGCCUGGAUACAGCCCUUAGCUGUGGUGUAUUGGCCAUAUACCACAAACCCCCGAGGUGCCU